UUCAAAACCGGAAGUAAAUAACAAGAACAUUGUUUUAAUUUUCUACUAGAAAAUCCAGAUAAAUUUGUUAUUUACCUGCGUUAUGUGAGUUUGUCAUUCAAGGAAAAGGUUUUAAGAACAAUGGAUUGUUACUUGCUGACACUUUAUGUAUCACUAGAGCAGGAACUGGCAAUCAGAGAAUUGUUUGUUUACAAUGGAUGGAACUUCAAUAAAUAUCAAGUUUCUGAAUAUGAAGGCUACAGUUCAAAACCAAACUCAAGCCCAAGUUUGCAGAGGAAAGAUGAUAUUAAUGUUUUAGAUGUGACGGAUUCACCACAAGCUAAAUUAAUUGAUAGUGAAAGAUCCAGCAUAAAAAAUGGUGAUCUUGUUUCAGAUAGUCAAAAGGAAAUAUUCUCUGAUCUUCAGCAUUUUGUGGAAGCAACAUUGAUUGCAGUAAGUUCUGAUUGUGAUAAAACUGAUCAGUGUGGUAUUGAACCCGAUUUAAGUGAUAGUAGUAAUAGUCCAGACAUUUUAGCUAGGAACCAGCCAUGCUCUUCUGAAAGUAUAGCUGUAGAGGAAAAUGGUACCAGCACUGGUUCUGUUAAUGUCUAUGAUGAAGAUGGGGUGAGAACUGGAUCAGUCAGUGAUUUGGAAACCGGCAGCAAUGUUGUUGAUCUUGAUAGUUCUAGGUUUAAAACCAGAAAUGAAAUUAAAGGGGAGAAUGGAGUAGUCGAAGGCGGUGAUUUAAUGAUAACUAACAUAAAAUCUGAUACAAGAAGCAACAAUAUGUUAACCAAUGAAAACAAGACUUCCUCUGACUUAAGCAAUUUAAAUGAUGCAGAUUUACUAGAAAACGUUGAUUCAAAGUCAGUCAUGUAUGGUAAUAGCAAACCUAGCGCGAGUCUAGAUUCUCUUCCUGUAGAAAAUAAUGUCAAGAAUGACUACAAAAGUAAAAGAAAGAGAGCUGCAGAUAUGAAUAUUUGUAUGACAAGAAGUCAAAUGAAAGGUAGGAUGAGAUUAAAGGAGAAAAAACUGGAUACAAGAAAAAAAUGA
This is a messenger RNA of Ruditapes philippinarum (Manila clam), 1032 nucleotides long. RefSeq lists its product as uncharacterized. The transcript has 3 exons. The coding region runs from base 121 to 1032 and encodes 303 amino acids. The record is from RefSeq and is a predicted model, not a curated record. Lineage: Eukaryota; Metazoa; Mollusca; Bivalvia; Venerida; Veneridae.